Protobothrops mucrosquamatus (brown spotted pit viper) is the source of this 2729-nucleotide messenger RNA. RefSeq names its product Rap guanine nucleotide exchange factor 5 (gene RAPGEF5). Gene Ontology annotation, cellular component: plasma membrane. NCBI's taxonomy places the organism in Eukaryota, Metazoa, Chordata, Lepidosauria, Squamata, Viperidae. The transcript is spliced from 26 exons. Bases 74 to 2680 code for a protein of 868 amino acids. Gene Ontology annotation, biological process: positive regulation of GTPase activity; Ras protein signal transduction. The record is from RefSeq and is a predicted model, not a curated record. Gene Ontology annotation, molecular function: guanyl-nucleotide exchange factor activity.
AGGUGCGCGUCGUGCAUGCCCGGGGAAAAGCGCUGAAGCAGCUGGGAAGAGGCUUCUCCGGCAAGUAGUAUGCAUGGCUGGGAGCUCCGUUAAGAUGCAACCCGCGUGUUACAGGGCCGACUCGCUGCUCCAUGACCGUAACGCCACAGACGCCAGAGGCCAGGAGCAGCAAGUGCAGUUGCGGCAGAAGCUGAGGGAACUACCGACGCUGCUCCGGAGUGGACUCACGCUGCGGAGAAAGCGCUCAGAUGGCGGGGGCCGGAUUAUAUCUAGGAGAAUUUCAAAUCCAUAUGUGGAAAACCCUCCUAAUAAGAUUUAUGGAGAGGAUGCCUUGUGUGCUGGAAGAGCACUCAGAAACGUUUUUCGGUUACAAGCUUCCGCUCUGAUAAAAGAUAGAAUGUCUCUGAUGGGCCUUUGCAGGCAAAGCUGCAUUGGAUCUGAACUGGUAGAUUGGCUUUUGAAAUGCUGCACUUUCAUUAGGAGCAGAUCUACAGCAGCUGGUGUCUGGCAGCUACUACUAAAUAUGGGAAUUGUGUUUACAGUGGGUAAGCAGAUAUAUUUUCUAGAUAGGUAUGUUUUCUACCAGUUCUCAUCUGAUGAAUGCACAUACCUGUUCUGUGAAUACGAAGGAGAAAAAAGAUGGAAAAAUGGUGUGAAAUUUCUAUUGAAGAUGGUGCCUGUUACUUCUCCAAGAAUUAAUAUGGAUAACAGAAGAAUAGAAGAAACAGCUGAAACCAAUGCAGAAAUUCUUGUUCGUCUUACAGCAGCAGUGCAGAGAGAACUGGCAGCUGUUCUUGCUAUGAAAGCAAGAAAAUCAGCAAUGAAUCAAAGUUAUGACAUCUGCAGUGGAGAAGCAAUAGUGCAAAAAAACCAGAAGGAUAUCUGUGAUGUACAGGCAGGCGUUAUGUGCAAGCUUCAAGAACGAGAAGAUAUUGGGCACAUCGAACUUGUCCAGAAAUUUGCAAAAGAAAAUUGUCAUGGUCCACAGGCAAACAAAAGAGAACUAGGGAAUACAGACCAGCUGGAUGAUGAAGUGACCACUGUUCAAAUGAGGGAACUGGACCAAGAUGUGCUGGUGCUUAGGAGAGUGUUGUCACAGAGCCCAGCCCCCACAUUGGGGAGUGCCGAAAAUGAUCGGAGAUAUGUUGUGGUGUCAGGGACACCAGAGAAGAUUUUGGAGCAUCUCCUGAAUGACCUGCACCUAGAAGAAGCACAGGACAAAGACACAGAAACUCUUCUGGAUGACUUCCUUCUUACAUAUACAGUCUUCAUGACAACAGAUGACUUGUGUCAAGCUCUGCUGAGACAUUAUUGUGCUAAGAACCAUCAAAACAAGGAUGAAAUUGUUGAUGUUCCCUGUAGAAAGCGAAAAGUCUUGCAUUUGGUGUCACAGUGGACUUCACUCUACAAAGAUUGGUUGCAUGAAGAUGAGCAUUUGAAGCAAUUUCUUAAGACAAUAUAUAGAAAUGUGUUAGAUGAUGUGUAUGAAUACCCUAUAUUGGAGAAAGACCUAAAAGAAUUUCAGAAAUUACUUGGAAUGCAUCGUCGUCACACAGUUGAUGAAUAUUCACCUCACAGAAAGCAUAAAGCCAUUUUACAUCAAUACAGCCUCAAGCAGAACUGGCUUCAGACCAGAGAACCUGUGAAUGAAACAGAAGAAGUUUUUUGUCGUGUGUAUAUAACAGAACAUUCUUACAUCAGUGUAAAAACUAAAUUAUCCACUUCAGUUCAAGAGAUGUUGAAAAUUGUAGCAGAGAAGCUCCAACAUUCUCAGGAAGAUCUGGCUCUAGUGGCUCUUUCAUUCUCUGACGAAAAACAUGAAUUGCAACCAAAUGAUGUAGCAAUCUCCAAAUCUCUUGAGUUAUCUGCUCGUAUGUUUGUAUUUCAAAAGGAUCUGACAGAUACGUUGAUCCCUUUUGCUGAAAAUGAGGAAAUCCACCAACGAUCAGUGAAAAUUCUGGGGAUUAAUACCUGGAACCUUGCUUUAGAAUUAACAGUUUUUGACUGGAAUCUUUUCAAUUUGGUUCAUGAACAAGAACUGAUAUAUUUCACCUUCAGCCGACAAGGAAGUGGGAAAAACACUGUGAAUCUUAGUCUUCUGCUUCAAAGAUGCAAUGAAGUUCAACUUUGGGUUGCCACAGAAAUACUCCUCUGCAGCCAGCUCUGUAAACGUGUACAACUAGUGAAAAAGUUCAUUAAAAUUGCUGCUCAUUGCAAAGCCCAGCGAAAUCUGAAUUCAUUUUUUGCCAUUGUCAUGGGGCUCAACACUGCCUCUAUCAGCCGGCUUUCUCAGACCUGGGAGAGAAUGCCUGGAAAGUUUAAGAAGCUCUUUGCUGAACUUGAAAGUUUGACAGAUCCUUCUCUGAAUCACAAAGCCUAUAGGGAUGCAUUCAAGAAAAUGAAGUCCCCAAAGAUCCCUUUCAUGCCUUUACUUCUUAAAGAUGUAACAUUUAUACAUGAAGGAAACAAAACAUUUCUGGAUAACCUUGUAAACUUUGAAAAGCUGCACAUGAUUGCAGACACAGUACGAUCAUUGAGGCAUUGUAGGCGUAACCAAUUUGGAAAUGAUAUACCUUCCAAAGAGCAUGAGGAGCUGAAGUCCUAUGUCCAUCAUUUGCGUAUCAUUGACAACCAGCAGAUGUUGUUUGAGCUUUCUCACAGGAUAGAACCCCGUAUAUGAAUUCAUACUUAUCUAUCUCCAGCACUUUCAAUUCAUGAAUACUUAUGUG